AUGGCAACUAAACCCGAUACUUCAAUGGAGAAUACUCCCGAUUCUUCCCAAAUUUCCGUACUUUUCCUCGCAUAUGAUACCUUCAAUACACUAGAUAUUAAUGGACCUCUCGAUGUCCUAGGAAAUGUCGCACUGAGCGAAGAUCCAUUCAAACUCACCAUCGCAGCUCAACACGACAUCACCAUAUCAGCCGAAGGAGCAAAAAUCCAACGUCACAUCUCCUUCAUCACUGCCUUUGAAACACUCGAGAAUUACGAUAUCCUCAUCCAACCGGGUGGUUCCUCCGAUGAUAUCUUUCCCCAUCUAUAUCCACACAAAGAUAGCCAUUUCUCGGACAUGCUCAAUAUUAUCGAAGAAUUCUCACAACUUGGUUCAUCACCUCGUUUACAUGGUCCGCGGAUCAUAAUGUCGAUUUGUACGGGUGCACUCUUUCUUGGUUCUGCGGGGAUAUUUUCAGGAUUAAAUGCAACGACUCAUUUUCUCACGUUGCCGAAACUCAAAAUUAUCUGCGAUGCAUAUACGGCGAGAAGUUCAACUCACAAAUCAACAACUGUGGUGCCGAAUCCGGCGUCUUUGAAUUUUAGAUAUGUGAAGGAACAAUUGAGUUUGGAUAAGAAAGUUAGGGUUAUUAGUAGUGGAGGUAUUAGCUGUGGUAUUGAUGCUACACUUUACUUGUUGGCAUUGGUUAAGGGAAUUCAACCUGCGUUAGCGGUUGCGCAGAUGAUGCAAUAUGCUUGGAGGGAGAUGCCAUAA
Messenger RNA from Sclerotinia sclerotiorum 1980 UF-70, 753 nucleotides. RefSeq lists its product as hypothetical. The record is from RefSeq and is a predicted model, not a curated record. The transcript has a single exon. The coding region runs from base 1 to 753 and encodes 250 amino acids. NCBI's taxonomy places the organism in Eukaryota, Fungi, Ascomycota, Leotiomycetes, Helotiales, Sclerotiniaceae.